AUGCCUAAAGCGAGCUCUGAGAGAGUGCGCCGAGCAGGCAAACGAGACGUGACAAUAUCAGACCUGCAACGUUUACUGGUCACAUCCGAGAUGGAGGUCGCCGACCUCAGGGAGCGGAUCAAAGAGAUGAAGGAGCGUUACAAGCGUGAACGAGCAUCUUUGGAGGCGGAAUCCGAUGAGGAGUGGGAUGUUAUUCGGAGAGCAGCUCGGGGGGAUGAUAAUGCAUGGCCUCAAAUGCGACGGCUGGAAUCAGACAUCCCUGAGGAAACUCCCGUUCUUCAUAUACUAUCUUCGAGUCCUGCGUCUUCAAGCGGGUGA
Messenger RNA from Sparassis crispa, 318 nucleotides. RefSeq lists its product as hypothetical. The transcript has 3 exons. The record is from RefSeq and is a predicted model, not a curated record. Bases 1 to 318 code for a protein of 105 amino acids. Lineage: Eukaryota; Fungi; Basidiomycota; Agaricomycetes; Polyporales; Sparassidaceae.